Molecule: messenger RNA, 204 nt
Organism: Cryptosporidium ubiquitum
Lineage: Eukaryota; Apicomplexa; Conoidasida; Eucoccidiorida; Cryptosporidiidae
Product: ribosomal protein L29
Exons: 2
Coding region: 1-204 (67 amino acids)
Biological process (GO): cytoplasmic translation
Cellular component (GO): cytosolic large ribosomal subunit; ribosome
Molecular function (GO): structural constituent of ribosome
Source: RefSeq, a predicted model, not a curated record
AUGGCAAAGUCAAAGAACCAUACCAAUCACAAUCAGAACCGUAAAGCUCACAGAAACGGAAUCAAGAAAGCAAAGAGCUACAGGAAAUUACCAACAUUCGGUAUGAAUGCUAAAUUUUUGAAAAACCAGCGAUUUUGCAAAAAAGCUGCUAUGAAGGAAGCAGCAGCAGCAGCAGCAGCAGCCAAGAAAGCUCUUUUUAACUAA